AUGGCUACCCUCGACAUCGACGGAGUUCGUGCUUCCUUCCCGUCCCUGGAAUCAGGGUACAUCUAUGCCGAUAAUGCGGGAGGAUCGCAGACUGCUCAAGGAGUGAUCGAUCGGAUCGUAGAUUAUCUGACCAACACCAACGUACAGUUGGGAGCUGAUUAUUUUGUCGGCACGCUGAGUACCCAGCGCGUGGACGAGGGCUCUUUCACCGUUGCAGAGUUGUUCAAUGCUGCUUCCAUCGACGAAGUCGCGUUUGGACCGAGUUCGACGAUGAUUAUUGAGAACAUCGCUAGAGCGCUCGAAAACGAUAUCCAACCCGGAGAUGAAUUCAUCAUUACCUAUGAACAUGAAGGUUUCUACAUUAUUUUGCUGUAUCCCUUUGUAAAAAACAACUCAACACUCAUCAUAGCCAACAACGGUCCUUGGAAGCGUCUGGCUGAGCGGUGCAAUGCCGUGGUCAAAUAUUGGCGACCUACACCAGUGUCUGCGGAAAACCCUUACUCAGUCGCAUACAAGGUCGAAGAACUAUUGCCACUUGUUUCUUCACGAACCAGGCUGGCCGCCAUCACUGCAUGCUCCAACAUUUUGGGAUCGGUGGUUCCUGUGGAAGAAGCAGUGAAGGCACUUCGCCAGCGUGCAAAAGAACAGGGAGCGAGAAAGGUUGAGGUGUCUGUGGAUUGUGUUGCAUACGCACCACAUAGAAAAAUGGACGUACAAAAGUGGGAUAUUGAUUACUGUGUGUUUUCUUUGUACAAGGUGUACGGGGCUCAUAAUGCUGCUGCCUACGUGCGGUCGGCGUCUCUGCAGACAUCUCUUACAUCCAUCGCACAUCAUUUCCUGAAGGUGGACGAUAAGCCAUAUAAGUUGCAACCAGGUGGUCCAGGCUACGAGCUGGUGUAUGGUGCAACAGCAGUUGUGCCAUAUCUAAAGUCUUUAACGCCAGAAGAUGAUCUUGCAGUAUCUUAUGACGCAAUCGCAAACCAUGAGCAAAAACUUCUGGUCCCUUUACUCCGCUUUUUGACGGACGCAAAACAAGUUGGCAGGGGUGUUCGCAUUGUUGGGACAAGCGAGAUCAAUCUCUCAAGAGUUCCCACUGUCAGCUUUGUUGUCGUUGGACAGAACACGAUCAAGAGCAAGGAUAUCGUAGGAGCGUUUGACAAAAAGGGAGGGAUCGGAAUUCGAUACGGCCACUUUUACGCAUAUUCUCUUGUUGACAAUCUACGCCCAAAACUGGACGUGGAUGAUGGGGUCGUCCGCAUCUCACUUGUCCAUUAUAACACCGUCGGGGAAGUGGAGAAGAUUGUGGAUGUUUUGAGGGAAGUUUUAGCUUGA
Molecule: messenger RNA, 1332 nt
Organism: Suillus subalutaceus
Lineage: Eukaryota; Fungi; Basidiomycota; Agaricomycetes; Boletales; Suillaceae
Product: pyridoxal phosphate-dependent transferase
Exons: 3
Coding region: 1-1332 (443 amino acids)
Source: RefSeq, a predicted model, not a curated record